AGAGAUGGAGAAAGAGUUACGCAGGAGAGAAGCGAAAAUGGCAAGUCGUAGAAGAAGGCACGAAAGCAUUGAAGACGACGUAUUUGAGUUUCAUCUCAUCUUUCAAUACAACUUUGAUGCAUGCUGGCGACGGAGUCCCAAAAGCACCAUUUUCGUCUUCUAUCGGAUGGAUUUUUCGUUCAUGGCUUCUCCUAUCCGCUUUUCUACUUCUGGCCUGGCACUGAAAGAGGUGAUCUGCAAUGGAAGCAGACAAGACAAUUUCCCUCGAGGCUAUCAACAAAGAGGCUGUUGAUCUGGAGAACAUUCCUAUUGAAGAAGUUUUUGAGAAACUGAAUUGUACAAAAGAAGGUCUUAGUACUGAUGAUGUCCAAAAGCGUUUAGAAGUGUUUGGAUAUAAUAAGCUUGAAGAAAAAAAGGAAAAUAAGAUACUCAAGUUUCUAGGUUUCAUGUGGAAUCCUCUGUCAUGGGUCAUGGAAGUAGCAGCAAUCAUGGCAAUCUGUGUCCCACACAAGUCGCAUAACUCCAACGGCCCAGUAGUGGACUACCCUGAUUUUAUUGGCAUUGUGAUGCUCCUUAUAAUAAACUCAACCAUCAGUUUUAUAGAGGAAAACAAUGCUGGAAAUGCAGCCGCUGCUCUUAUGGCUCGAUUGGCUCCAAAAGCUAAGGUCUUACGUGACGGAAAAUGGAGUGAGGAGGAUGCUUGUGUUUUGGUUCCUGGGGAUAUUGUCAGUAUCAAACUAGGAGACAUAAUUCCUGCUGAUGCACGUCUCCUUGAAGGAGAUCCUCUGAAAAUUGAUCAGUCUGCCCUCACAGGAGAGUCACUUCCCGUGACAAAGAAUCCUGGAGACGGUGUAUACUCUGGAUCAACAUGUAAGCAAGGUGAAAUUGAAGCAGUGGUUAUUGCAACUGGAGUACACACAUUCUUUGGGAAGGCAGCUCAUUUAGUGGAAACUACCAUCCAUAUAGGGCAUUUUCAGAAGGUGUUGACUGCAAUUGGAAAUUUCUGUAUUUGCUCAAUAGCUACAGGGAUGGUAAUUGAAGUCAUCGUGGUUUGUGCUCGUGAAAAGAAAGAUUUUAGUGAAGCGGUGGAUAAUCUCCUAGUACUACUUAUCGGUGGAAUCCCCAUUGCUAUGCCAACUGUUCUUUCUGUUACAAUGGCAAUUGGUUCUCAUCGCUUAUCACAACAGGGUGCCAUAACCAAACGAAUGACAGCUAUUGAGGAAAUGGCUGGUAUGGACGUGUUAUGCAGUGAUAAAACUGGCACUCUAACACUUAACAAACUUUCCGUGGACAAAAAUAUGGUUGAGGUUUUUGCCCAAGGUGUAGAUAAGGAUAUGGUGGUGUUAAUGGCUGCAAGAGCCUCCAGAUUGGAGAACCAGGAUGCAAUUGAUUGUGCCAUUGUUUCAAUGUUGGCGGAUCCUAAGGAGGCACGAGCUGGAAUUACAGAAGUUCACUUCCUUCCAUUUAAUCCCACUGAUAAGAGGACAGCACUGACAUAUAUAGACAGUAAAGGCAAAAUGCAAAGAGUGAGCAAAGGAGCACCAGAACAGAUUCUCAACCUUGCACGCAACAAAUCAGAAAUCCAGAAAAAGGUCCACUCUAUUAUAGAUAGAUUUGCAGAGCGUGGACUUCGUUCGCUUGCAGUUGCAAUGCAGGAAGUACCUGCUGGAACCAAAGAGAGUCCAGGAGGACCAUGGGAAUUCGUUGGUCUUCUUCCUCUCUUUGAUCCACCUCGCCAUGAUAGUGCGGAGACAAUUAGAAGAGCCUUAGAUCUUGGAGUCAGUGUAAAGAUGAUAACAGGUGACCAACUGGCAAUAGCUAAGGAGACUGGAAGAAGGCUUGGUAUGGGUACCAACAUGUAUCCAUCAUCAUCUCUGCUAGGUGGUCAUAAGGAUGAUUCUAUUGCAGCUCUACCAGUUGAGGAGCUCAUUGAAAAAGCUGAUGGAUUUGCUGGUGUUUUUCCUGAGCACAAAUAUGAGAUUGUAAAGAUAUUACAAGGUAGAAAGCAUAUAUGUGGAAUGACUGGCGACGGAGUCAACGAUGCACCUGCAUUGAAGAAAGCAGACAUAGGAAUUGCGGUGGCUGAUGCAACUGAUGCUGCUCGAAGUGCCUCCGACAUAGUUCUGACUGAACCUGGAUUGAGUGUCAUCAUAAGUGCUGUCUUAACUAGCCGUGCCAUCUUUCAGAGGAUGAAGAACUACACUAUAUAUGCAGUCUCUAUUACAAUCCGUAUUGUGCUCGGAUUUCUAUUGCUGUCUGCCUUAUGGAAAUUUAAUUUCCCACCAUUCAUGGUUCUUGUAAUUGCAAUACUCAACGAUGGUACCAUCAUGACAAUAUCCAAAGACAGAGUCAAACCAUCUCCAUUACCCGACAGUUGGAGACUCAGUGAGAUUUUUGCCACUGGGGUCGUCAUUGGGACUUAUCUUGCUUUGACAACUGUUCUGUUUUUCUAUCUAAUGUACGAAACCAGUUUCUUUGCGAAUCAUUUCAAUAUCAAGGAUUUCAACCAUCACCUUAGCAAGUUUGAUAACCUUAAGGCUACCAAGGAACUAAAUGCACAGCUAGCAUCUGCUGUGUACCUUCAAGUCAGCACCAUUAGUCAAGCCUUAAUUUUUGUUACUCGCUCCAGAGGAUGGUCAUUUACUGAAAGACCCGGCCUUCUUCUUCUUGCCGCCUUUGUCAUUGCACAACUGGCUGCUACUUUAGUAUCAGCAGAGGUUACGUUGGAAUUCACAAACAUCGCAAAGAUUGGUUGGGGAUGGACAGGUGUCAUCUGGUUGUACAAUAUUAUAACAUACUUGUUUCUAGAUCCUAUCAAAUUUGGCGUUCGAUAUGCACUUAGUGGGAGAGCCUGGAACCUUAUAUUGAACCAGAAGACUGCUUUCAAUACCCAAAAGGAUUUCGGUAAGGAGGCAAGGGAGGCGGCAUGGGCAACUGAGCAGAGGACCCUUCAUGGCCUUCAGUCCAUGGAGUCAAAAAUAAUUGAUAAACAUACUCUUAGGGACAUCAGCAUCAUGGCUGAAGAAGCUAAAAGGCGUGCAGAAAUCGCAAGACUAAGGGAGAUCCACACUCUGAAAGGGAAGGUGGAAUCAUUUGCUAAGCUAAGAGGACUAGACAUUGAUGUUAAUCCACAUUAUACUGUAUGAGCUAUCUGUCUCUUCUCCGUUUGAACCACCACCGCCGCCACCACUUCUCUCUUCACACGAAUCUUCCCUUUACUGGGGCAAGUUAAUUUGUCUUUGAUUUUUCAUUUCCUUGGGCGAGAUAUUCGCUUGUUAAUCAUUUCCUUUUCUUCUACUUGUACGUUUUCUCAGACAUCAAUUUGUUGUAACAGAAUCCAGACACAUGCUGACAAACUAUACUAAUAAAAGCUUGCCCAAUCAUUUUAUAAAUCA
Molecule: messenger RNA, 3395 nt
Organism: Impatiens glandulifera
Lineage: Eukaryota; Viridiplantae; Streptophyta; Magnoliopsida; Ericales; Balsaminaceae
Product: ATPase 11, plasma membrane-type-like
Exons: 22
Coding region: 240-3146 (968 amino acids)
Biological process (GO): proton export across plasma membrane; regulation of intracellular pH
Cellular component (GO): plasma membrane
Molecular function (GO): ATP hydrolysis activity; ATP binding; P-type proton-exporting transporter activity
Source: RefSeq, a predicted model, not a curated record